AUGUGUGCACUAUGUGCUGCAGUCGCAGUGACCACUGUUUUGACCAUUCUGCAGGUAACGGGCCAGAUCGGCUGGAGGCGCGAAGGCAUCAAAUAUCGCCGCAACGAGCUGUUUCUGGAUGUCCUGGAGUACGUAAACCUUCUUAUGUCUCCCCAAGGCCAGGUGCUAAGCGCACAUGUGGCAGGGAAGGUCGUAAUGAAGUCUUACCUCUCGGGCAUGCCCGAGUGUAAAUUUGGCAUCAACGACAAGAUCACCAUGGAGAGCAAGGGCAAGGUGUCCACACUCGACGACCCAACCCGCAGCACAGGGAAGACAUCAAUAGCGAUAGACGACUGCCAGUUCCACCAGUGCGUGAAACUGAGCAAAUUUGAAAGUGAACACAGCAUCAGCUUCAUUCCUCCGGACGGGGAGUUCGAACUCAUGAGGUACCGAAUCACCAAGGACAUCAGCUUCCCGUUCCGCAUUAUCCCGCUGGUGCGUGAAGUGGGCCGCACGAAGAUGGAGGUCAAGGUGGUGCUCAAGUCCAACUUUAAGCCAUCUCUCAUAGGGCAGAAGAUCGAGGUGCGGAUCCCAACACCACUCAACACGAGUGGAGUGCAGCUAAUCUGCAUGAAGGGCAAGGCGAAGUACAAGGCCAGCGAGAAUGCCAUCGUCUGGAAGAUCAAGCGCAUGGCUGGCAUGAAGGAAACGCAGCUGAGCGCAGAGAUUGAGCUCCUGCAAACAGACGCCAAGAAAAAGUGGAACCGGCCACCAAUCUCCAUGAACUUUGAGGUUCCCUUUGCACCGUCUGGGCUGAAGGUUCGCUAUCUAAAGGUGUUUGAGUCCAAGCUGAACUACAGUGACCAUGACGUGAUCAAAUGGGUGCGCUACAUCGGACGCAGUGGCUUGUAUGAGACCCGCUGCUGAUAACGGGGACACCUGCGGGGAGGGCGUCGCCUGCCCGAGCACUCCCUCCGAUGCUCCCCAUGGGCUCCGCUGCUUCCCCUUCCCUCACGAGCUCCUUCCUCCCACGUGUCCCACCAAGGGCAGCGAAUGUUGCUUUCAUGUUAGGCGCCCCAGCUGUGUAUAAAAGUGUUGCUGCGAAGAUUUGUUCUCGC
This is a messenger RNA of Dermacentor silvarum, 1097 nucleotides long. RefSeq names its product AP-2 complex subunit mu-A-like. Gene Ontology annotation, biological process: intracellular protein transport; clathrin-dependent endocytosis. The transcript has 5 exons. NCBI's taxonomy places the organism in Eukaryota, Metazoa, Arthropoda, Arachnida, Ixodida, Ixodidae. The record is from RefSeq and is a predicted model, not a curated record. Gene Ontology annotation, molecular function: clathrin-cargo adaptor activity. Gene Ontology annotation, cellular component: cytoplasmic vesicle; AP-2 adaptor complex. The coding region runs from base 1 to 906 and encodes 301 amino acids.